Molecule: messenger RNA, 1978 nt
Organism: Aplysia californica (California sea hare)
Lineage: Eukaryota; Metazoa; Mollusca; Gastropoda; Aplysiida; Aplysiidae
Product: probable dolichyl pyrophosphate Glc1Man9GlcNAc2 alpha-1,3-glucosyltransferase
Exons: 13
Coding region: 47-1705 (552 amino acids)
Biological process (GO): protein N-linked glycosylation
Cellular component (GO): endoplasmic reticulum membrane
Molecular function (GO): dolichyl pyrophosphate Glc1Man9GlcNAc2 alpha-1,3-glucosyltransferase activity
Source: RefSeq, a predicted model, not a curated record
CUAUGCAUUUGGAAAGGAAAACACUUUUCGUUGAAAAGGCGUCAACAUGGCGGUUGUUUGGACGUUGGCAGCCGCCGCGACACUUGUGAAACUGUUGUUCAUUCCGGGAUACAGAUCAACUGAUUUUGAAGUGCAUCGAAACUGGCUGGCUAUCACCCAUUCUUUGCCGAUGCGGAAAUGGUAUACAGAGGAUACAUCAGAAUGGACUCUGGAUUACCCGCCUUUCUUUGCUGCGUUUGAGUUCCUCCUGUCAUGUGUGGCUCAGUUUUUUGACGCUCAGAUGCUCAUUGUGAACAAUCUGAAGUAUGCGAGUGAGCGCACGAUUCUGUUCCAGAGACUGUCUGUCAUCUUCACAGAUUUUGUUUAUUUUUAUGCUGUGAACGAAUUUUACAAGAACAGACUUCUGUUUGCGGGCAAAAAUUUGCGGAGAAUGGACUCUCAACCAGCAAUCAUACCUGCACUCCUCAUAUUCAAUGUUGGAUUGUUUAUUGUGGAUCACAUUCACUUUCAGUACAACGGCAUCCUGUUUGGCAUAUUGCUUCUGUCCCUGGUGAGAAUAACACAGAACAGAGUGUUAGAAGGUGCGUUCUGGUUCGCCGUGUUGCUGAAUAUGAAGCACAUCUACAUGUACGUGGCCCCUGCCUACUUCGUUUACCUGUUGCGGAGCUAUUGUUUCACCGGAACCGGUCCGGUGUUGUGGAGAAAAUUUUCCAUAGGACGAUUUGCGAGUCUUGGUGCUGUUGUCGGUGCAGUCUUUGUUAUGUCGUUUGGACCAUUCAUUUACUUUCAACAAAUAGGGCAAGUGCUGUCACGGUUGUUUCCCUUCAAGCGCGGCUUGCUCCAUGCCUACUGGGCCCCCAACUUCUGGGCGUUGUACGCUGUGUGUGACAAAGUCCUCACUGUCUCUGCCGUGCGACUGGGUCUGGUGGGUGCUGACCGCGUGGCGUCGGCUGCGAUGACCGGGGGUAUGGUGCAGGAGUACAGCUUUGUGGUGCUGCCCGACGUCCCUCCGAUAGUCACGAUGAUGGUGACGGUCAUCGCCAUGAUGCCGUCGCUGUACUCCCUGUGGGUGUCCAAGGACAAAGUGUCGUUUGUGCGGUCAGUGGUCCUGUGUGCCUACACCUCCUUCCUGUUUGGCUGGCAUGUACACGAGAAGGCUGUGCUGUUGAUGAUCAUACCCAUGACACUUUUGGUGAUCUACGACCAGCACUAUGCCAAGAUGUAUCUGAUUCUCUGCGUCACAGGAUUCUAUUCACUGUUUCCUCUGCUUUUCACUCCGUUUGAGAACGUUCUGAAAGUGUUGAUGUUGUUACAAAGUGCGAUAUUUGCCUUCCUGGCUCUCAACAGUGUCCACAGCCCAACACCAGCAAAGUUUUCCAGGGCGGCCCUGAACAGACUCUUCAAGCCAUUGUCGUGUCUCCAGCUGCCAUUUCUGAACGUUCCGGAAAGUCUGUACGUCCUGGGCUUGGUGCCGCUGGGCGUGGGGAACAGCGCGGGUCUGUGGCUGCUGGGUGCCGACCGGCGCCUCCCCUUCCUGCCGCUCCUGACGACCUCCGUGUACUGCUCUCUGGGCGUGCUCUACUCCUGGCUCCUGCUGUACCGAGCGGCGCUGGCCGACAUCCGAGCGGUCAGUGUGGUCAGUGGUCAGGGGGAGGCUCGGGGUCAGAGGGUCAAGGACGGGGUUCAGGGGAAGAAACAGUUGUGAUUGAGUGUGUGAGUGAGUGAGUGAGUGAAUGAAUGAAGGUGGGAGGGUGAAAGAGAUAGAGUUGUAUGACCUCUUGAGAACUAAGUGAAUGACUCAACGAGUGGAAGUCGGAGGGUAAGGGAGAUAAAAUUAUAGGACCUCUUGUGAGGAGAGCGAGUAAAUGAAGGUGGGAGGGUGAGGGAGAUAAGAGUUAUGGCCUCUAUCAUCAUCAUCAAUGCCUUUCACCCCUGGCAGGGUAUAGGCCACAUACAAGCUCCUUCCAUUUAUCUCUGU